Molecule: messenger RNA, 2510 nt
Organism: Oncorhynchus mykiss (rainbow trout)
Lineage: Eukaryota; Metazoa; Chordata; Actinopteri; Salmoniformes; Salmonidae
Product: neuronal acetylcholine receptor subunit non-alpha-3
Biological process (GO): monoatomic ion transmembrane transport
Cellular component (GO): postsynaptic membrane
Molecular function (GO): acetylcholine-gated monoatomic cation-selective channel activity; transmembrane signaling receptor activity
Source: RefSeq, a predicted model, not a curated record
AACACCGGAUUUUGAGCGCGUGCACCCGGUCGGCUUGCUCGAGCAUCCACACUGGGACACAAAUGGAAACUCUUAGGGGAAACCCAGAAAUAAGAAGUCCUGCCGCUGUAAAACAGUUGUAAUAAUAAUGGAGCAACAACAGCGUCGUUUUCUUCCCUGUCCGUCCUUCAUAAUUUAAUCGUUACAUCGUUCCGAAGCGCGGCAAAGCACGUCCCGUUGUUAUACUAGCCUAGGCUACGGAUCGACUGAUUGUUGUGAUACGGACGGAUUUGUGUACGCAGGAGAUGAUAUAACGCACCUUGAAGACGACUAGAACGAGAACGGGUAACUGGAGCCGCGCGAAGAGGAAGCAUGAAGUUUGCGGUUGCAGUGUUGUGGCUGUUGUGGUUCUCGGUCGGCGAUGCCACUAUUGAAGCUCCAGAGGAGUUUGUGUCUCUGGCUGAGAUGGAGGAUGCCUUGUUGAGGAACCUGUUUAGAGGGUAUCAGAAAUGGGUCCGACCCGUUCUGCACGCUAACGACACCAUCACAGUACGCUUCGGACUCAAGAUCUCACAGCUGGUGGACGUGGAUGAGAAGAAUCAGCUGAUGACUACUAAUGUCUGGCUAUGGCAGGAGUGGGUAGAUGUGAAGCUGCAGUGGAACCCUGAUGAGUAUGGAGGAAUCACCUCUAUCAGAGUUCCCUCUGAAACAAUAUGGCUGCCAGACAUCGUCCUCUAUGAAAAUGCUGACGGGCGUUUCGAGGGCUCCCUGAUGACCAAAGCCAUCGUGAGGUCAGACGGGACAAUCAGGUGGACCCCUCCGGCCAGCUACAAGUCUUCAUGCACCAUGGACGUCACCUUCUUUCCCUUCGACAGGCAGAACUGCUCCAUGAAGUUUGGCUCGUGGACCUACGACGGCAACAUGGUGGACCUGGUCCUUGUGGACCACUACGUCGACCGUAAGGACUUCUUCGACAACGGUGAAUGGGAGAUCCUCAACGCCACCGGCGCCAAGGGCAGCCGACGGGACGGUAUCUACUGGUACCCCUUCGUUACCUACUCCUUCAUCCUCAAGAGGCUUCCUUUGUUCUACACACUCUUCCUCAUCAUCCCCUGUCUCGGUCUGUCCUUCCUGACCGUGUUGGUGUUCUACCUCCCGUCUGACGAAGGAGAGAAGCUGUCUCUGUCCACGUCGGUCCUGGUGUCUCUCACCGUGUUCCUCCUCGUCAUAGAAGAGAUUAUACCGUCCUCCUCCAAGGUGAUCCCUCUGAUUGGAGAGUACCUCCUCUUCAUCAUGAUCUUCGUCACCUUCUCCAUCAUUGUCACGGUGUUUGUCAUCAACGUCCACCACCGCUCCUCAGCCACCUACCACCCCAUGGCCCCCUGGGUAAAAAACCUCUUCCUCCAGAGGCUACCCAGACUGCUUUGCAUGAGGGGACACACUGACAGGUACCACUACCCAGACAUUGAGCUGCGUAGCCCAGAGCUGAAGCCCCGCGGAGGUCCAGGGAGGAGGGGGGCGUCGGGCCAGGGCCAAGCCCAGCAGAGAGGCCCUGUCGGGGGGAAGGAGGAUGAGAACCAUGCCUGGUUGGCCAUGCUGGAAAAAGCCACCAACUCAGUACGGUACAUCAGCCGUCACAUCAAGAAGGAACACUUUAUCAGAGAGGUGGUGCAGGACUGGAAGUUUGUGGCUCAGGUGUUGGACAGGAUCUUAUUGUGGGUGUUCCUCACUGUCUCCAUACUGGGUACCAUCCUCAUCUUCACUCCAGCCAUCACUUUGUACCUGACCACUCCCCCCUUCAACACAUAGACCCUAUCAGUAGACCCUAACCCCUAUAGACAUAAUCAGUAGACCCUAACCCCUAUACCCUACCACCUACACCCUACAACACAUAAUCAGUAGACCCUAACCCCUACACCCUACCACCUACACCCUACACCCUAACCCCUACACCCUACAACACAAUCAGUAGACCCUAACCCCUACACCAGGGCUGUUCUAUGUCGGUCCUGGUCCUGGUGGGCCCAAACACUUCUGGUUUUCAUCCUCUCCUUCUAAUAAGGGACUAGUUCAGUCCUGGGACACCAGGUGAGUGCAACUGACUUGAAUUGAACAGCGCUGCCCUACACCCUAAGCCCUACACCCUAAGCUCUACACCCUGCCUACUUCAGGGGUAUUCAAAUCUUACCCAACGAGGUCCGGAGUACUGCUUGUUUUCAGAUUGUUAUUUGAGGGCUCUACUCCCUAACCCAGUGUUUCCCAAUCCUGGUCCUAUGGACCCAGAAGGGUGCACAUUGUGGAUUUCCCCUAGCACCAACACACCUGAUUCCACUAAUCAGGUUUGCAGUGUGUUGGUGCCAGUAGUGUAAAGUACUUAAGUCAAAAUACUGGUUGGUGCUGGGACCAGGACCAGGAUCAGUAAACACUGCCCUACCCCCUACACCCUAACCCCUACAUCCUAACCCCUACAACCUACAUCCUAACCCCUACAUCCUAACCCCUACACCCUACAUCCUAACCCCUACACCCUA